AUGGCUAAAGAAUUGUCUUCACACUUUAUUGCCUUUUUUGCUGAUUCCCAAAAUGGAACUGAUUUUUCUCAAGGCUUUUCGUUGAAGUUAAUCACCAAUUUUGACGCCUUCAAAGCUGUCUGGAAUGGAAGCGAAGAUUUCCGCUUUAUUUUGGUUGCUUAUAUUAAUAUCUUCUUUAUUCUGUUGAUAUUUGCUUAUGUUUACCUCAAAAAUCUCAACCAGUACAUGGGCGAGAAGCGAAAGAAGAGACUUGCAAGGAACGCGCCAAAAGGACAGCGUGCUUGGAGUACAAAUGUAGCGGCAGCAGAGCCUAAGAGACGAUCAUAUGUGAAGUUACCGACUCCUGAAAGUUGAAGUUUUUUAGUUAAAUUUUUUUCUAACUUUAUAUUUUUAUAGAGACCAUUUUUUGUUUCUAAUUUAUAAAUUAGGGAGCAGUCCAAAACAAGUACUAUAUUUGUUUUUUG
This is a messenger RNA of Meloidogyne enterolobii, 464 nucleotides long. The record is from the annotation of a GenBank genome assembly. Lineage: Eukaryota; Metazoa; Nematoda; Chromadorea; Rhabditida; Meloidogynidae.